Chroicocephalus ridibundus (black-headed gull) is the source of this 2893-nucleotide messenger RNA. RefSeq names its product cytochrome c, somatic-like. Bases 1085 to 1399 code for a protein of 104 amino acids. Gene Ontology annotation, biological process: mitochondrial electron transport, ubiquinol to cytochrome c; mitochondrial electron transport, cytochrome c to oxygen. The record is from RefSeq and is a predicted model, not a curated record. Lineage: Eukaryota; Metazoa; Chordata; Aves; Charadriiformes; Laridae. Gene Ontology annotation, cellular component: mitochondrial intermembrane space. Gene Ontology annotation, molecular function: heme binding; electron transfer activity. The transcript is spliced from 4 exons.
GCUAACAUGUUUAUACUAGAAAUAAAGUACGUAUUUUCAAGCAGGACUAUUGGAACAACUUGAUUUGUGUUCAGUUUGUCGGGUUUUGCAGAAAUAGGAAGACAACAGACUUUGCUGCAAGGUAGGUUGACCAGCACUGGGUUUGCUGGGGUUUUUCUCUCAAUUGAGUCAGAUCACGUUCCACCGUUGGUGCCAGCAGUCUGCCCACACCAGGAAGCGCCCUAUUCCUCCUCCGCCACAUUUCCGAAGAGAUCCUGAAUCAUCAGUGAUUUACAGAAGGCACAGGUCUGGUACCAAGCAGGAAGCACUGAUGAUCCUAAUGGCAAUGAGAACUUUCUCAAGAACCUGUGUACUUCCAGAGUUAAUCUGAUUACCAGACCCAGGAUCAGGAGCAAGAUUCUCCCUCUAGGUCAAACUGCCAGGGCUUAUGGAGUGACAGCAGGAAAGGAGCAUGGCAUGUGACAUCUUCAGCUACCAGAGCUCCCCGAAGCAUCUGGAACCACCUGGAGUUUCUGGAGUGCGAUACAGCACCAGGCUGGCUGCAGGAGGCCUGAUCCCACCUGUAACCCAAGCUUCUGUGGCUGGGCUUGUUCCUGCCAAAAGCAGAGGCUGUGGAUGAGCAACCUGAUGCGAAUUUGGGCUGCAAGUUGUUCCCUGAACGCAAGACAGCUGCAGCCGGGGGGUGCUGCCGGCGCAAGGAGGAGGAACAGAACCACCACUCAGCAGAGGGGUGAAGGAGAAAUUGCCCAACAACAUAAAGGAGCUCAACCGAAAGCACACUUUUUCUUUUAAUAACAGAUAUUGCUUUAAAAAGUAAUCCUGGUGCCCUAAGAUUCAAUAUGUGCAUAUGAAAUGUGCAGUGGUGCACGGCAAUCAGUGUAUUUCAAAACAAAGGAGAAAUAAGACACAAAAGAAUGACGUGACUCCAGAUUGACGUAGGCGCUUCUGUGGUUCAUUGGUGAUAGACAUCCAUCCAAAGGACUCCAAAUCCCUACACCCAACCUAAUCUUAAAGCAUUUGGCUUCCAGAGCACCACAGUGCCCUCCAUCUUCUCAGUCUCAAGAUUUUUUUUGCAUAGAUCAAAAUGGCUGAUGUUGAAAAAGGCAAGAAGAUCUUUAUUCAGAAAUGUUCUCAGUGCCAUACAGUUGAGAAAGGUGGAAAGCACAAGACAGGACCAAAUCUUUGGGGUUUAUUUGGCCGCAGAACAGGACAAGCUGCAGGAUUUUCUUACUCUGAUGCAAACAAGAACAAAGGAGUUGUCUGGAAUGAGAACACACUGAUGGAGUAUUUGGAAAACCCUAAGAAAUACAUUCCUGGUACAAAAAUGAUUUUUGCUGGAAUUAAAAAGAAGAAUGAAAGAGCUGAUCUUAUUGCAUACUUGAAAAAAGCAACUUCAUGAAACACUGCUGCAGCAGCUGUAAUGUCAGUGAAAAAAUGUUUCGAAUUUUGACUAGCUCCUGUGUUAAUUUUUAGUAUUUUGAUGUUAAUUAUUCAUUAGGGACUGACCUUAGCAAAAUCAAACAAACAUAUGUUUUACAAUGCUAUGUCCUAAUAAACAACAUUGGGAGGUGAGCAUUUUUUAUAUUGUGUUAUAUAUUUCAUAGACCUUUGUGGAGUGUACUAUAGAAAUACUGUUCCUUCCUAUAAGGAGGGCCCAAUUCUGCAACUAGUUAUUCAAACACACACUGAAACUAUUAUUCAGUUGUGGCUAUGUAAAUAAGAAAGUGUCUGUAAGUAUUAGGACUGACAACUAAAUGAAGUUUUUUCUUUUGGAAAAAAAAUCCUCGGCAUUGUCACCUGUGAAGGAAAUCACAAUACGCAGUAAAUAACAAAAUAUUCAUUAAAAGAACACUAUAUAAGGAUGAUGGAAGCGGAAUAUCAAGAAUAUCAGAUAUUUUCAGGGGACAAGUAACCUUUCAGUAGUGACGUUGAUUGACCUAAAAGAAUCUUAAGGAGAUACCUGAAUACCCAUGACCUUUUUGGCUUAAAAAUAUAACCCUAGUCAUUGUAUUGUUAGUGUUCCUUUGUGUAUUAAAAAAGCAUAAUCAUCUACUGGUCAUUUUUCAAAACUGUGGAUUUUUUUCUCCAUUUGAGGCUAAUAUAUUAAGGUAUCCUUAUCCUCUAAUGUGUAGAAUGAAUGAGGGCUAACUAGCUCAAGCAAAUGAUAGUAGUAGGUAUUUCCACCAACAGUAGAGGAUUGAUGAAGGUGAUUAAAGUCCUCCUAAAACCUCCUCAAGAAUCUCUAAGACUUCUUGAAUUGUGAUUUACAAUUUAAUUCUCUGUUUACACAGAUGUAAUGGAUUAAAACAUACUUCACUCAAGCAAGGUUUCCUUAUGUCAUGACAGAAGGGGAGCAUUAGUACAAAACUAAUUUGCUAUAGCGCCUAUUGCUAGGUACUCAUUUUAUCGGUAUUGUUCUUUAACUGAUUGUCUUACCGUGCUCCAUAAAGCUGAACUGCUGUUUUUAAAUAAUGGAAUAAGUGAGAGUCAGGUGAAAAGUUCUGUGACACAACUGGAUGAGUACCUGCUUUUUUUUGCUUUUGUGCUGUAGCUGUAAGAUACUUCCCCCUUUCAGUUUAAUAGUCAGGACCUCUUCUCUUGACUGUUUAGACAAUUAAAACACCUGCCUGAAUGACAAAAAUUUUCUCGAGUGCUUUUGUCAAUUGCAUUUUGACGAGUGCUAUGCCACUGCCUUUCUAAAGAGAGAAACACACUAUGCCUGAGAAAUGCAAGUUUUAUGCCCUUUUAGGGCAUCUCUGUAUGUUUGUACUGAGGGGACCAGGCGAGACUGGCUAAAGCCUGCCUUGCUCUCUGAGCUGGCACUGCGCAUCCAAGCUGAUAAAAGCUGCCUCACACCUAAGAUGAAUCAGAUAGAAGCGGCCCAUACCUCACU